CGCCUAUCCAACCAACACCUUGUAACAUUCAAAAGUCACAAGGAGUGCCUUCCAGCCGCCCUCCAAACUUCCCUGUUCACGCCGACUCACUUUCCGGCUUCAGUUCCAUCGUUGAGCUAGAACCAAGGAAAGAUACAUUGACACUUGGAUUGCACUGCAAUUCGAACACCACCGACCGCGCCCCGUCUCCAUUGACCCGUGGAUCGCCAUGGGCGAUCACGAAAAUGAUGACCUCCCUCAACCUUUCGACGCCAAGAAGCUAGCCCCGGCCAAAAAGCGGCAACGGUCGACCUCGCCCAGCGCAAGCGGAAAUGCAAGCGGCUCGGGCGAACCCCCGCGCAAGCUCAAGCGACCGGGCCAGCGCGCCCGCAUCACCGAUGCCGAGCGCGAGCAGAUCCGGCAGCGGGCUCUCGAACGCGAACGACAGGCGCAACACCAGGCGGCCACGGAGGAGCUGAAGCAGCGAUCGACAAUCAACGACGUGGUCCGGGCACACUACAAUGCCGUCCCAGAGCGCGGCCGCGAGUGGCGCAAGACGGAUAGUCGCAUCAAGGGCUUGAGGUCGUUCAACAAUUGGGUCAAGAGCUGCAUCAUUCAGAAGUUCUCCCCAGAUGAGGACCACUCGCCGGGGGCACUGGAGCAAGGAAUAACCUCGGGCAAUAAGCUGCUUGUGUUGGAUAUCGGAUGCGGCAAAGGAGGAGACUUGUUCAAAUGGCAGCAGGCGCCCCAAACAGUGGAUCUAUAUGUCGGCUUGGACCCAGCCGAGGUGUCCAUCGAUCAGGCGAGAGAGCGUUACCGGAGUAUGAUAAACCGCGGCGGAGGCGGCGGGCGGGGCGGUAGGGGCGGCCACCGGCGCCAACAGCAGCGGAUCUUCGAAGCCCGGUUCCACGUCAAGGACUGCUACGCCCAAAGCAUCGAUGAUUUAGACAUCGUGCGGCAGGUUGGGUUUUCAGCAUCCAACGUCAGCAGCAGCCGCGGGUUCGACGUGGUCAGUAUGAUGUUCUGCAUGCACUACGCCUUUGAAUCCGAGGCGAAGGCACGCCAGAUGCUCAAGAACGUGGCCGGCUCUCUGAAGAAAGGUGGCCGGUUUAUUGGGUGCAUUCCCAAUUCGGACGUCAUCAGUGCCAAGGUGGAAGCCUUCAACAAGCGCAUGGAGGAGAAGAAGGCAAAAGCCGCCGCAGAAUCUAAGAACACACCCUCUUCCGACCCCUCCGCAGAAAAGGAGGCACCAAAAGAAGACGGUGAGCUCGAAGAAGAAGGCGAAGCCGAAGAGACGGCUUCAUGGGGCAAUGAGAUCUACCGGGUGCGCUUCCCAGGCGCGACCCCAGCCGACGGCAUCUUCCGCCCUCCCUUCGGAUGGAAGUACAGCUUCUUCCUGCACGAGGCCGUCGAGGAGGUGCCCGAAUAUGUGGUACCCUGGGAGGCUUUCCGGGCGCUGGCCGAGGACUACAACCUGGAGCUGCAGUACCACAAGCCGUUUGCCGAGGUGUGGGAGACGGAGAAGGAUGACCGCGAGUUGGGAGCGUUGAGCGAGCGGAUGGGUGUGCGGGAUCGGGCUACAGGCAAGCUACUCGUUUCAGACGAGGAGAUGGAAGCGGCCAGCUUUUACGUGGCGUUUUGCUUCUACAGGGUCUGAGCGAGGGCAAUCGGAAGGUUGGUCUUGUUGCGGUAUCAUGCAUGCCUUCGAACUCGAGGAGGAAAUCUGUGCCGAUGGGAUACGGUUAUGAUCAUCUCCUGCUCGCGGUCUCUUUCUGGAGUGGACCACUCAUCGGGCAAGGCUCUCGGUUGCAUUUUAGGAACCUUUCUUGAACGGGAAGGGCGAAAAGGGUGCGCGGUUAGAAGGGAAUCACGGUCAUGAACAACACCAUACUUGAGCUAGAUACCCAUCAUCCUCAGUCCCCAAAUGGUCGAGGACACUAGCAUAGUCCCGGAAGUGAGAGAAUUUCGGA
Molecule: messenger RNA, 1949 nt
Organism: Chaetomium strumarium
Lineage: Eukaryota; Fungi; Ascomycota; Sordariomycetes; Sordariales; Chaetomiaceae
Product: mRNA capping enzyme-domain-containing protein
Exons: 1
Coding region: 209-1636 (475 amino acids)
Biological process (GO): 7-methylguanosine mRNA capping
Cellular component (GO): nucleus
Molecular function (GO): mRNA 5'-cap (guanine-N7-)-methyltransferase activity
Source: RefSeq, a predicted model, not a curated record